Drosophila teissieri is the source of this 529-nucleotide messenger RNA. RefSeq lists its product as uncharacterized. NCBI's taxonomy places the organism in Eukaryota, Metazoa, Arthropoda, Insecta, Diptera, Drosophilidae. The coding region runs from base 26 to 430 and encodes 134 amino acids. The record is from RefSeq and is a predicted model, not a curated record. The transcript is spliced from 2 exons.
CUUUCAGUUCGAUUGUGGAGCGAUCAUGACGACAACGCUGCCGGAGAAGGAGGCGGCCACGCAGCGGGAGAUCAGGGAGCGGGUGGCCAAGGCUCUGGAGGAUCGGAAGGAGCGCAAGAUCUACGAGAACUUUGCCACGCCCCUGGCCGGCACGUUCCUCAACCUGCCACACGAGCCCGUGGAGAUCAAGUGCCCCGCCUGCGGCAUCAAGGAUCUGAGUGUGGUGCAGAAUGAUCUGAAGUGGUGGGCCAGUGAGAUAAACCGCAUUGUGGGCUGUCUCUUCGUGACCUUCUGUUGCUGCUGCUGCUUCAAUUACUUUGUGCCCUGCAAGCAAACGGAUCGAAGUCAUUACUGCGGCAAUUGCGGCUGCUACUUUGGACGCUCUAUGAAGAGAAGGCAGCCACUCAAAUUGAAGGCAACCACCGCCUAGGCAGCAUUGCUCGCAUAUUUAUUGAAAUUCCUCCAAAUCACUCGAGUUCCCACCCACUGCAAUACCAUCGAAACACAAAAAUAAACCGAAAAUAUCAUA